Messenger RNA from Spodoptera litura, 1977 nucleotides. NCBI's taxonomy places the organism in Eukaryota, Metazoa, Arthropoda, Insecta, Lepidoptera, Noctuidae. The record is from RefSeq and is a predicted model, not a curated record.
AUGAUAGGUGCGCACUGUGGGUAGGUUUGAUCGAACUGAAAUUCGCAAAUUAAUUAAUUUACUUAUCGCGUUCAACAUAAUGUGUGAUUUUAUCGUGUAUAUCAGCGAGCGUUGAAUGUGAAAUUCAAAUUUUCAAAUUUGACUGUUUGUGCAGUGUUUUGACGAAAUAUAGAAAGACGAGUGACGCUCACUGGUGUUGAUGUCAAAAAUCCAUGUUUUGCGACAAAACAUUGUGUAAAUUAUACACGGAGUGAACAAGUCGCCAGUAUGGCUAGCUCCAAAGACAAUAAUAGUAAUAAUGAGGCACAGGAAUCGUUGUUAUAUUCUGCCAGACAUGGAGAACUGUCUGUGGUUAAGGCGAUGUUGGAAGCGAAGGAUGAAGGAAAGUUGACUCUUGAUAUCAAUUGCAAAGGCAAAAAUAAAACAAAUCUAGGUUGGACGCCUCUCCACUUGGCCACAUACUUUGGACAUAAGGAUGUAGUGGAAGCGUUGUUAGAAGCUGGUGCCAAUGUGGACGAGGUCAAUGACACUGGCGACUCGGCAUUACAUAAAGCCUCCUUUAUCGGAAAUGAGGAACUAGUAAUCAUUUUACUAAAAUACAAAGCUGACGUCAAUAUAAUGAACGGCGAAGGUAGGACGCCAUGUGACAUGUCUAAGACGAGAGACGUACAAAGAUUGCUUGAGGCAGCCGGGAGGGCGGAGAGACACGAGCGGGAACUGAGGCUACUGACUGCCGCCAAAGACGGCAGGAUUGAUGAUAUUCAGGAACUCCUAAGCAGUCCAAACCCUCCAAAUAUAAACUGCGUGGACGCACAAGGUAACACGUGUUUGCACUGCGCGGCGUACAGAGGGCACACUAGACUCGCCGUGUUACUAUUGCAGAAUGGAGUCGACACUACGCUUAGGAAUAAUAGUGGUCAGUUAGCUAUAGACAUGGCUAAGGACACAGAGAUGCGUGAAGUGUUAAAUGUGCGACCGGUGCAGCGGUUACAGAGAACUGCCGCGAGGUUCGAGGGUCCGUUACUGAAGAGGUCACGGUUCUUGGGAUGGAGACCGGUUUGGGCGGUCGUGCAGCGCGGCGUGCUGCUGUACUACGGCAGCCGCGCGGAGGCGGCGCGCGGCGGGCCGCACUGGCGCGCGCGCAAGUACCUCGACGCCGCCGCGCUCUCCGCCUCCGACACGGACCCCGCCGCCAUACUGCUCCGCUUCAGCGACGGAGACACGCAUCGACUCGCCGUGCAGGCCGAGCGAGAUGUGCCGGCGUGUAGACAGCAAUGGGUGACUGCGUUGAACGAGCACAUUGCGUACUCCGGCCACUAUCUAUGGGCCGGCGCGUCACCGGACUCCGCGCGGGAAGCCACCGAGGACUUGGAAGACGAAUGUAAACCUUUGGGCUCGAUGCAGGACGCGCUGACGGCGGCCACCAACAGCCUGGCCCUGCUGGACACGCAGCUCCGCGAGUGCGCCGCCAUAGUGGCCGCGCUCGACAAGUCCGUCAACGUCGGCACCUCGCUGCAUCACUCCGCGUACAUGCGCUUCCAACACGUUUGUGGUACGGGGUCGGAAGCUCUGUCAGCGUUACGUCACUGCGCCGCAUUAGUCGCGCAGGCAAGGGACGCAGACUCCGCCAGACUUAGUCGAGAGUCAGAAUCAGAAGACGAGGACGAUACGUUGGUGACGGCCGGACUGUCGAGUCCUCUCGGCGCUCUCAGUCCCUGGGGCAGCAGUCCAGACUUAACUAGGCGGACACCUAUUGGCAGUCUAGAUGGCGACAAGACCCCAACAAACGAGGAACAAGAGGAGCGUUACUUGCGUCGUCUGUCGGGGUCGUCCGGUUCCCCCGUGUCGCUGCACACGGCGGUGAGCGCGGCGUCGUCCCGCGGCACUCUGGUCUCACAGGGCGGACAUGUCUACAGGAACGCUAGGCCUUAUCGGAAGAAUACACAUCCCAGUGUCAAGUUGAAAUAUGAUGUCUAG